Molecule: messenger RNA, 879 nt
Organism: Recurvomyces mirabilis
Lineage: Eukaryota; Fungi; Ascomycota; Dothideomycetes; Mycosphaerellales; Teratosphaeriaceae
Exons: 1
Coding region: 1-879 (292 amino acids)
Molecular function (GO): protein binding
Source: RefSeq, a predicted model, not a curated record
AUGAGACCACUUUUGAGAAAACUGCUCGGCAAGAGGUCAGGAAGGCCACGCUCAGAGGUCGCCGCAAGUGUCUUUAGUAUCUUCGAACUAUGCGAAGCCAUUCUCAGCUACUUGACACGGACUGAUCUGCUUCACGCCCGACAGAUCUGCAGGACCAUCGUUCAUACAAUUGGAUCAUCGCCAAGCCUAAAGAAGACGCUGUUCUGCGCUGCCCAGGACACCACUACAACGCAGACCUGGACCCUCAACAGAUUGACCAAGACCGUCAAUGUUGGCGGGCCAACCAAAAUGCCGCCAGGCUUUGAUCGUCUCCGGAUGCAGACUACCGUCGAAGCCUACGCAUACAACUCGAUCCUGCUCCAUCGCGAGAAGCAUUGGUUUCCAUACGAUUUGUUCUGGCGUUGUGAGCAGCAUGAUGAUCUGCAUCUCAAGCACCCGAAGCUGUUGCAGCUAUUGCAGCCCGACUCGAUGUUUCGACAGAUGUACUUCACCCAGCCACCAAUCAAGUACGUCAAGCUGGAGGUCUCAUGUGAUCAGGAUGGCCCAUGCAGCUGGCGAUGGCCACGGCAUGACCGUCAAACGCUUCUCACGACAGUUGUGUACAAUGAGGCCGGAGUCACUGUCGGGGAGCUCAUUGACGAGCUGGACAGGCUGGAAGAGAGGGGAUCUCGUGUCGAACAACUUUCUUUUCCUGAAGGCGGCGCCUACGUGAGCCCGGCAGAGAUGGACCUUGUGAAGAGCCUAAGCACAGUGUCUUGUGUUCCGCCAGAAUUCAAAAGGUUCCCAAAAAACAAGCUUGCAAUUGGGCUUAUGGAAAAAGAUCGGAUCAAGCCUGCUCGCAAAUGGUGGCAGAGAUGGAUCUUUGCUACGCAACCGUGA